Elaeis guineensis (African oil palm) is the source of this 3439-nucleotide messenger RNA. Its product is annotated as bifunctional fucokinase/GDP-fucose pyrophosphorylase. Lineage: Eukaryota; Viridiplantae; Streptophyta; Magnoliopsida; Arecales; Arecaceae. Gene Ontology annotation, molecular function: ATP binding; fucokinase activity. The record is from RefSeq and is a predicted model, not a curated record. Gene Ontology annotation, biological process: GDP-L-fucose salvage.
GGCUUGACCGCGCCCUUCAACAGCCAAAGAUCUCCUCUCCAUAGUUACGGAGGAAGACCAGAGACGGUGUAUGGUAUGGAGAGGAGGAGGUGGGAGAGAAGAAGGGACAACAGGGCCGACCAUCUGGCGGCUGUUCUCCGGAAAUCAUGGUACCGGCUGCGGCUGUCGGUGCGCCACCCGGCGCGGGUGCCCACCUGGGACGCCAUCGUCCUCACGGCCGCCAGCCCCGAGCAGGCUGCCCUCUACGACUGGCAGCUCCGCCGGGCCAAGCGCAUGGGCCGCAUCGCCCCCUCCACCCUCACCCUCGCCGUACCCGACCCCGACGGCGCCCGCAUCGGCUCCGGCGCCGCCACCAUCCACGCCAUCUCCACCCUCGCUCGCCACCUCCUACACGAGGUGCCAAAUGACAACACAGGGAGUUUACCAUCUUCAGUAAAUGUCUGGUCCAGCAAUGAUACCUCUCUCAUAUCUGUGGUAAACUUUAUGUCCAAAAGGCAUAUACUAUUACUUCAUGCUGGAGGCGAUUCUAAAAGGGUUCCAUGGGCAAACCCAAUGGGGAAAGCGUUCCUACCACUGCCAUACAUGGCAGCAGAUAACCCGGAUGGGCCUGUUCCAUUGCUUUUUGACCAUAUACUGGCAAUUUCUUCUUGUGCAAGGCAAGCUUUUAAGAAUGAAGGUGGGAUCUUCAUAAUGACUGGAGAUGUUCUCCCUUGCUUUGAUGCCACCACCAUGAUUCUUCCUGACGAUGCUUGCUGCAUUAUCACUGUCCCAAUUACCCUGGAUAUAGCUACUAAUCAUGGCGUUGUUGUGGCAGCAAAAGAUGGAAUUGCAAGUGAGAAAUAUUCACUUUGUUUGGUUGAUAAUCUUCUACAAAAACCAACAAUGGAAGAGCUUUUGGAGAGCCAGGCUAUCCAGCAUGAUGGUAGAGCUCUACUAGAUACAGGAAUAAUAGCAAUGAGAGGCAAAGCAUGGGUGGAGCUAGUCAAGCUUGCGUGUUCUUCAAGUCAAACAAUGAUACUGGAGCUCAUCAAUAGCAGAAAAGAGAUGAGUUUAUAUGAAGAUCUAGUUGCAGCAUUUGUGCCAGCAAAACAUGAAUGGUUGAAGCUGCGUCCUUUAGGAAAAGAACUGGCCAGUGCAUUGGGGAGUCAGAAAAUGUUCAGCUUUUGUGCUUAUGACUUGUCCUUCCUACAUUUUGGGACAUCUAGUGAAGUUCUGGAUCAUUUAGGAGGCUCUAAUUCAGGAAUAGUUGGUCGAAGGCACCUGUGUUCUAUACCAGAAACUACUGUUUGUGAUAUUGCAGCAUCUGCUGUUAUUCUUUCCAGCAAAAUUUCACCAGGAGUUUCAAUUGGAGAGGAUUGUUUGGUUUAUGACUCAUCACUAUCAGGUAGAGUACAGAUUGGUUCCCAAUCCAUUGUUGUUGGAGUUAACAUUGAUGGAUUAAAUGAAUGUGAGCGAACAGGCAAUUCAUUUCGGUUUCUUUUGCCUGAUCGUCAUUGUCUCUGGCAAGUUCCCUUAGUAGGGUGCAUGGGUAGAAUUAUCAUUUAUUGUGGGCUCCAGGAUAACCCAAAAAAUUCAAUUGAAAAGGGUGGGACAUUUUGUGGGAGACCAUGGAGAAAGGUCUUGCAUGAUCUGAAAGUUCAAGAAAGUGAUUUAUGGGGUUUCCCAGCCACCCAAGAGAAAUGCUUAUGGAAUGCAAAGUUAUUCCCCAUCCUGUCUCCUUCUGAAAUGCUUAAUCUAGGAAUGUGGCUUAUGGGUUCAACUAAUAGCAACUGCGAAAACUUGCUCUUCAUGUGGAGAACUUCAAAUCGUGUGAGUUUAGAGGAGUUGCACCGGUCGAUAGAUUUUCCUCAGAUGUGCAUUGGCUCUAGUAAUCAUCAAGCAGAUCUUGCAGCUGGAAUUGCUAGAGCUUGCAUUAACUAUGGUUUGCUUGGACGUGACUUGUCUCAGUUGUGUGAGGAAAUUUUACAAAAGGAUAUUUUAGGAAUUGGGACAUGCAAAGAAUUUCUUUCACUCUGUGCCAGUCUCCAGGAUCAGAAUCAUGUUGUUCUUCCUCAAAGCAGAGCAUACCAGGUACAAGUUGAUCUUCUUAGGGCAUGUGGAGAUGAUCCAGCUGCUUGCAUAGUGGAGCAGAAAGUAUGGGAUGCAGUUGCUAGCGAGACUGCUUCAGCAGUAAAAUAUGGAACUGCAGAUCAUGUGUUUGGCUCAACUGGUGGGGUGAUUACUUCAUCAAAGCUUACCAAAAGUCUUGAGAGAGCUCCUUUUCAGCCAAAAAGAGCAACUAUUGAAUUACCAGUGCGGGUUGAUUUUGUGGGUGGUUGGAGUGAUACACCUCCUUGGAGCUUGGAGCGUCCAGGUUGUGUUUUGAAUAUGGCAAUAAAUUUGGAAGGAUCCCUUCCAAAAACUGUGAUCGAGACAACAGAAAACUUUGGCAUUCUAAUUGAGGAUGAUGCUGAAAAUCAUGUUUAUAUUGAGAAUCCUAUCUCAAUUUCUCCACCAUUCAAUGAAGAGGAUCCAUUCCGACUUGUAAAAUCUGCACUUCACGUGACUGGCAUCAUUUAUCACAAAAUUUUGUCAAAUUCAGGCUUACGAAUCAGGACGUGGGCAAAUGUUCCACGUGGAAGUGGUCUGGGAACUUCCAGCAUAUUGGCUGCAGCUGUGGUGAAGGGAAUUCUGCAUCUCAUGGAAGAAGAUGAAAGUAAUGAGACCGUUGCUAGAAUUGUUUUGGUGUUAGAACAAAUAAUGGGCACAGGAGGAGGCUGGCAAGAUCAAAUUGGAGGCUUGUACCCUGGCAUUAAAUGCACUUACAGUUUUCCAGGACAGCCAUUGCGGUUGCAAGUGAUUCCACUUGUAGCUUCACCGAAAUUAGUGAUGGAGUUAGAGCAGCGUCUUCUGGUUGUUUUCACUGGCCAAGUGAGGCUUGCUCACCAAGUUUUGCAGAAGGUGGUAGCUCGGUAUCUCCGCCGAGAUAAUCUGUUAAUAUCCAGCAUUAAACGUCUUGUAGAAUUGUCCAAGAUUGGGAGGGAAGCUCUGAUGAAUGGUGAGAUAGAGGAACUGGGUGACAUAAUGCUGGAGGCUUGGAGGCUGCACCAGGAAUUGGACCCUUUCUGCAGCAACGAGUUUGUGGACAAGCUCUUUGCCUUCGCUGAAUCCUACUGCAGCGGCUACAAGCUGGUGGGUGCUGGCGGAGGUGGUUUUGCAUUGCUACUUGCCAAGGACCGUCAUUGUGCACAAGAGCUAACACAAGCACUUGAAAAAUCUUCAGAUCUUGAUGUGAAGGUGUACAAAUGGAGCAUCAAUUUAUCCUAGUAUCAGCUUCUCAGUAUUUUCUGUAUUCAUUUAUUUGUUUCGCUGGAAGUACGUGCUUUUGUAGCCCAGAGAAUAAAACUUGCAAGAUCCCAGCUGAAUAAGAUGCGAUGCUCCAUAAAACUAUCAACUUGCA